Messenger RNA from Sceloporus undulatus (fence lizard), 2091 nucleotides. RefSeq names its product alpha-2,8-sialyltransferase 8F-like. Gene Ontology annotation, molecular function: alpha-N-acetylneuraminate alpha-2,8-sialyltransferase activity. The transcript has 7 exons. The coding region runs from base 374 to 1390 and encodes 338 amino acids. NCBI's taxonomy places the organism in Eukaryota, Metazoa, Chordata, Lepidosauria, Squamata, Phrynosomatidae. The record is from RefSeq and is a predicted model, not a curated record. Gene Ontology annotation, biological process: N-glycan processing; oligosaccharide metabolic process.
GGAGAUGGCCAGCGGAUACCAAGGGCUUUAAGCUAUAUUUCAGAGGAAGAGACUAGAAAACUUUAUGAAAUGAAUGGGGUCGCCAUAAGUCGACAUGAUGAGGCUUCAGGGCACACACACCAGGCCUGUUUCUGGCUACACAAUCCUGCUGGGACCCAAGUGUAGGCCUCAGGCUCUUGUCACAAUCACACAACAGCUCAGCCACUGAACAAAACGUUGCCGUGUGAAGGCAUAAGAUGGUGGUUUAUUGAGUCAACGUACGUGUGACUGAUGUUGUCUGGUACAAGGCUACGUAACUGAACACAGCUGAAGGAACUAAAUACUGCCAAAGAAAUAGGACAGUGACUUGAAGCUUCCCACAUCCUUCACCCUUAUGGCAAGCUACCAGAUACUUAAAUGGUGUUUCUAUCUGGCCUGCCUUGUCCACUUUGUCAUUCUUUUCAGACAUGUCCGCUUUCACUGGAAAACAGGCUAUUGGCAUUGGAAAAAUGAAUUAUCAAGGCAGGACAAAAUAAGACUAAAGCAUUUGCUGCUCACACGGAGAUAUCCUUGGGAACCCAAUGCCAUAGAAGUGGCUCGAUACAGGGCAGAACUAGAGCAAUGCUGCAAUGCUUCCUUCCAGUUAGUCCUAACCAAGGAAAACACACCUCUAGGAUCAAAUAUUAGCUGUUUGGAGGACAAUAUCAAAAUAGCUGUGGAAGCUGAGCUCAUAAAGCUGCUGCCAGAGACAUCACCCUUCUCACAGUCUCAGUACAAGAACUGUGCGGUGGUGGGCAAUGGUGGAACCUUGCGAAACAGCAAUUGUGGACAUGAGAUUGACCAGGCAGAUCUAGUAGUCAGGUUCAACCUGCCUCCCAUGAACUUCUCUGAAGAUGUGGGAACCAAGACAAGUUUGAUUACCAUUAACCCCAGCAUCCUUAAAAAUAAAUUCCAUCACUUGCUGGCUGAGCAGAAGCCCUUUGCAGAUGCUUUGGGCCUUUACAGAGAUGCCCUCAUCUUCCUUCCCAUCUUCACACAUUCUCAUAACAGUGAUGUGGGCUACCGUGUUAUGCAUACAAUAGAGAGAUUUGGGCUGGCACAGAAGGCUUUCUUCCUGAACCCACAGUACCAGGCUAACCUAAAGAACUACUGGAGGAAUAAAAACUUGCAGCCAAAUCGUUUGUCCUCUGGCUUCAUAUUCCUUAGCAUGGCUUUGGAGUUCUGUCAGCGCAUCACCCUCUAUGGCUUCUGGCCCUUCCUGCACGACCUGAACAAUCAGCCCAUCCCUCACCACUACUAUGACAACAAGUUGCCCGAUGAUAAUGUACAUGACAUGCCCAUUGAAUUCUCCCUUUAUCUUCACAUGUAUGCACAGAAUGUGUUGCUUUUACAAUAUGGAAAAUGUCAAUAAGGGUUGGGAAAUGGAGGGGGUCACAUGACCCAAUGGCAAACUGAGCAAUGGGUUUUCAUUACAAUGCCAGGCAUGUGAGGAGUUUUUUUUUCCACCUGAAAAAUGUGUAAAUGUUUUUGGAGAGGUUUGGGGAAGGUUGGAAUUUAGGGGUUCACACAUGCUCUUUCCUUGAAUUAGACUCACCAGCAAUUAUCUUGUUCCUGAGGCUGUUCAUACAAAUCGGGUGACUUUUUGCAAGACACAUAAAGAGCAUAAAUGUUCUUCUAGUAGGAGACUAUUUUGUCUGCAUCCUGACUAUGGCUGAAGCUAGCUAGCUCAGGACACUUGAGAGAAUCUUCUCCAAUUGCUCAACCAAAGCUGUUUUUUCCUGGGGAGGUCCAAUAGGUCCUCUAGUUAUAUUGUUAUUACCGAAACAAGCUUCCAAAAAUGCUUGAUAAGAGUUAUCUGAAUAGUACAAUUGGUUUUUCUCUAGUGCUAAUAUCUCUUUGCUUUCUUCUUGCUUCUUAUAUUGUAAAAUAUUGUGAUUAUUCUAAUUUCAUUGUGGAAAAAUAGAAUACCGAUUGACUCAAAUAAAUAGUGUGGCCCACUAAAUGUUUGACCUCGGUGUCCAUUUGCUCUAGGCAGCAUAGCCAUUGGUGGCUAGUCUUUUAGCAGCAGUGCCACUAAGAGCCCUCUCCUGUUUUCUAGCUAAAUUGUAAAUG